Molecule: messenger RNA, 2476 nt
Organism: Scylla paramamosain (green mud crab)
Lineage: Eukaryota; Metazoa; Arthropoda; Malacostraca; Decapoda; Portunidae
Gene: SerRS
Product: serine--tRNA ligase, cytoplasmic-like
Exons: 13
Coding region: 237-1913 (558 amino acids)
Biological process (GO): seryl-tRNA aminoacylation
Cellular component (GO): cytosol
Molecular function (GO): tRNA binding; ATP binding; serine-tRNA ligase activity
Source: RefSeq, a predicted model, not a curated record
UCAUGUCAUGUAUACACCCCGGCCGGGCAGCGUGGAGGUUGUGACAGCUGACUGGGGAGGAAUUUCGCAAGAUUGACUCCUUCCUAACUCAGUGACAGCAGAAAUAAGGCGGCCAUGCUGGAUAUUGUGUUAUUCCGAGAGGACCAAGGGGGAGAUCCUGCCAAGGUGCGGGAAUCUCAGAGAAGGAGAUACAAGGACGUAGGAGCCGUGGAUGCUGUGAUAGACAAGGAUACCAAAUGGAGAGCAGCGCGGCACAAGGGGGACCUCCUCAACCGCAUGGGCAACAUCAUCUCCAAGACAGUCGGGGAGAAGAAGAAGGUGAGGAGCAGCCUGUUUGUGUCCUGGCUGACCUGACUAGUGCUGUGUUCCGAGAGGCCGCCCGGCAGAAGGGUGAGCAGGAGGAGGAGGCGGGGAGCACAGGCCCAGACCUGGAGACCCUAGAGAAGCACCUGCGUGAGUACAGUUACGUGUGUGGGUAUGAGCCGAGUGAGAGGGACUCCCGGCUGAUGGGGCGCCUGCCAGCAUCCCCUUCCCCCCUCACACACCCGGCCGUGGCUCGGUGGUACACACACAUGAACUCUUUCUCUGCUGAGGAGAUUAAGUGCCUGCCAGACCCCCAGCGGCUGUCCUUCCAGGCUGAGCUGGCCAAGGAAGCGGAGGGCACAGAGACAGACGUGCCAGCCGAGGUGAAGGAGAAACUGACGGAGCUCACAGUGGACCUGCUGCGGCCCCUCAAGGUGUCCCAACUGAAGGAGGUGAAGAAGCUUGUGGACGAGACCAUGACACAGAACAAUGAGGAACUGCAGAAGCUGGAGAACGAGAGGGACGCCAUCCUGAAGGAGAUUGGCAACAUUGUGUACGAUGAUGUGCCUGUCAGUGAUAAUGAGGACAACAACGCCGUGGUAAGAACCUUCGGCGAGGAGACCACCAAGAAAUACUCCCACGUGGACCUUAUUGCCAUGAUCGGAGGCUCUGAUGCCAAGAGAGGAGCCGUCACUUCAGGAGGUCGUGGGUACUACCUGAUGGGCCCAGCAGUAUACAUGGAGAGGGCACUGGUGGAGUUGGGCCUCAGCAUACUGGGGAAGAAGAAGUACGUCCCCAUUGUGACUCCCUUCUUCAUGCGGAAAGAGGUGAUGCAGGAGGUGGCCCAGCUCUCCCAGUUUGACGAGGAGCUGUACAAGGUGUUAGGGAAGGGUGACGUGCCCGGCUCAGAGCAGGUGGACGAAAAGUACCUCAUUGCCACCUCAGAGCAGCCCAUCGCAGCCUUCCACCGCGACGAGUGGAUACCAACAGACCAGCUGCCCAUCAGGUAUGCCGGCCUGUCCUACUGCUUCCGGCAAGAGGUUGGCUCACACGGGCGGGACACGAGGGGCAUCUUCCGAGUCCAUCAGUUCCAGAAGGUGGAGCAGUUCUGCCUGACCUCCCCACACGAUGGCAAGUCCUGGGAGAUGAUGGACGAGAUGAUCACCAAUGCCGAGGAAUUCUGCAAGGCGCUGGGGCUGCCCUACCGAGUCGUUAACAUUGUGUCUGGGGAACUGAACAAUGCAGCUGCCAAGAAACUUGAUCUGGAGGCAUACUUCCCCGGAUCUGGAGCAUACCGGGAACUUGUCUCAUGCUCCAACUGCCUCGACUACCAAUCCAGGAGACUCAGAGUGCGCUACGGAGCCACCAAGAAGAUGAACGCAGCGGUUGAGUACGUGCACAUGCUGAACGCUACGAUGUGUGCCACCACUCGUGUCAUCUGUGCCGUGCUGGAGAACUACCAGACAGAGGAGGGGAUCAAGGUGCCAGAGGCCAUCAAGGCAUACAUGCCCGAAGAGUACAAGGAGUUUAUCCCAUUCCGAUUUCCUGCACCUAUUGAAGAGGAAGCCAGCAAGAAAAAGAAAAAGGGAAAGACUAAACAAGAGGAAUAGAGACGAAUAAAUGGAUGAUGUAUUGUAUGGUGUCCACUGAAGCUUCCUCUCACACUCAUCACUUCUAAUUCUGUCUUAAUUUGGGGUUCAAGAAGUGCUGGGUCUGUGUUGCCGGAUCAAUAUAACAAUUUGUACCUCCUUUCACCACUGGUCUUAAGUCUUGCACUCCAAUUUUUUUUUUUUUAUUUAUUUUUUUUUAGUGAAUAUUGUUUGGUUAUACAGCACUGGGUGAUUUGUAAUGGUAAUUUAUUACGACAGUUCUUCCCUCCCAAUGUGUGUUCAGGGUUAAGGGGCAGCACCACCUCUCAACACAGUCCAGGAACUAUUGAGAAAAUUCUAACCUGGUAUAGCCCUGAGUGUUGAAAAUGCAAAACUUUUUUUUUUUUUUUUUUUUUUUUUUCUGGAUAUCAGCUCUUUUCUAUUCUCACAAAAUAGUUCACCAGUUUUCCUUUUUUCAUUUUUCAUUUACUUCUUAUACCAGGUUGAAAGUUUUCCCAAUAGUACUACUCUUGAUUAAUGGGGAGCUUUUGUACAUCACCAUUUACAAUAAAACUAUGGUUGAU